Molecule: messenger RNA, 3574 nt
Organism: Larimichthys crocea (large yellow croaker)
Lineage: Eukaryota; Metazoa; Chordata; Actinopteri; Sciaenidae
Gene: nkain1
Product: sodium/potassium transporting ATPase interacting 1
Exons: 8
Coding region: 1136-1759 (207 amino acids)
Biological process (GO): regulation of sodium ion transport
Source: RefSeq, a predicted model, not a curated record
GAGCAACAUAUACAGUGAAUGCAGGCCUGGGUGUAGUAAACUGCAUAUAAUGGUGUUGUUCCAUUGAUUGUCAUAUGGCCUCGCAAUAACCACCAAGGCGGUCAUUAUCUGGCUCUUCAUCAGUGAUAGCAGGCUGCAUGGACUAAUGUGAGCCUCGCUCUGCACACAGUCUAAGUAUCUGAUCUUAAAAAACAAGGCUGUUAAUUGUGUUUAUUCCGCUUGGAAUAACCGCAGAGCUGCAGGAGACGAUGAGCAGCAGCGGGGCCGCGGGUCAGCGCUUUUACUCCUCGGUCUGUGUCCUCCACACACACACACACACACACACACACACACACACACACACUCAAGAUGGAAGUGGGUGGUGAUUACAGACUUUAUUAUUUUCGGCUGUCUGAACCUCCUCCUCCUCCUCCUCCUCCUCGAGCCCCGGUUUCUUUUGUGCUCCCUUCUUCCCCAACCAAACCAAACUCCUCGCGGGGCUGCUGCUCGGACACGCGCGCGCACGCACGCGGGGCUGCAGAAUCCAUGCAGCUCCUCCUCGAGGGGGUCGCGGUGACUGAGAGCCCCCACCCCCUCCUCUCUCUCUCUCUCUCUCUCUCUCUCUCUCUCUCUCUCUCUCCCCGCGGCUCCUCCUGCGCCCGCCCCGGCACCGAUUGUUGACAAAAGACGCUGCGAGACGGAGCGAAGGAGCCCGGACCCCGGUACUGGUGUGGCCGAGGUGAUUCGGUUGUCGGUGGUGGUCGGACCGCAGCAGGCCGGCGUGAAGUGGACGCCCCCCCCCCCUCUCCCCUCCUCUCCUCCUCUCUCUCUCUCUCCCCUCCACCCCCCCAUCCCUCCUCCACCACCAACACCACCACCACCAGCACCACCUUCCUCUCCUCUCUCCUUCAUGAAAACCACCCGCGAUUGGUAUUUACAGACGGCCAAGAUGGGUCACUCACUGUGAGUGGAAGCGCCAGACCAUCGGUAUAGGAGGAGGAGGAGGAGGAGGAGGAGGCAGCGGUGGCGGCCUUAGGUGGGUCUAUUCAGCCGGGAAUGGUGUGAGCUGAGACGACCAGGCAUUCUGGAUCUGACCGGGGACCCGUCAUUCCCCCGGAGCCUCCGCGGCUCCAAGCCGCGUCCUGAGCCCUCCAAGAUGGGGAAGUGCGACGGAAGAUGCACGCUGCUGGUGAUAUGCUCACUGCAGUUGGUGGCAGCCCUCCAGAGGCAGGUGUUUGAUUUUCUGGGCUACCAAUGGGCUCCCAUCCUAGCCAACUUCCUGCACAUUAUGUCCGUCAUCCUGGGAAUGUUCGGCACCGUGCAGUUUCGCUUCAGAUACCUCAUCUUUUAUGCAGUAUGGCUGGUCCUCUGGGUGGGUUGGAACUCAUUCAUUAUCUGCUUCUACCUGGAGGUUGGAAACCUGUCUCAGGACAGGGACUUUCUCAUGACGUUCAACACAUCCCUCCAUCGCUCGUGGUGGAUGGAGCAUGGUCCUGGUUGCCUGGUAACGCCAGUUCUAGACUCUCGCAUGGCUCCUGAUGACCAUCAUGUCAUCACCGUCUCUGGGUGUCUCCUUGACUACCAGUACAUAGAGGUGUUGAGUUCAGCCAUUCAGAUCUUAUUGGCUCUCUUUGGCUUCGUGUACGCCUGCUACGUGAGCAAAGUCUUUCAGGACGACGAGGACAGCUUUGAUUUCAUCGGCGGCUUUGACUCAUAUGGUUACCAGCCUCCUCAGAAGUCCUCUCAUCUGCAACUGCAGCCUCUUUACACGGCUGGUUAACUGCUGGUAGCGCCACCUUCAGGCCAAACCCAGACGGUGUCACUGUGGAUGGAAAGCGGCGGUUGCCUUGAUUACACUCACUCUGUGUGUGACAGUUUACCCGAGGAAUGGACUUAACCCCACCCAGAGGGAGAGACGUCUGUGCGUGUGUGCAUGUGUGCUUGUGUCUGAGAAAGAGAAAUACAGCCCUGAAUAGAAUGUACAGAGCUCAGGGAAGAACCAGCAUGCCAGGUGAUGAGAUGAGAUGAGAUGAAGAGGAGGAGAAAGAGGAGGAGGAGGAGGAGGAGAUACAGAGAAGCUGGGGACACCUCUGUCAAAUCACCGGAGACACACUUCACUAAACUGCCAGCUCUCAACACUCCCACCAGUGUGUGUGCGUGUGUCUGUAAUGUAUGUAUGUGUGUGUGUGCGUGCGUGCGUGCGUGUGUGUGUGUGUAACUCCACAGGACUAGCGGGUGCUUUGUGGUUGCACCAUGGACUCUUAGCACUCGGCGUGCCUGUGAAUUUUGUUUCGGGGGGUGCUCACGUGGGGGAUUCGGGUGGGGUCACAUAAUAAAAAGAGGCACAGCUCGUACCUGUUGUCGUUUUAGAAUGUGGUGAUGUAAAACUAGAGCAGUCUUACGAUUUCCCAUUCCCAAAGCCAUCUUUCCCUUCCUCCCUUUUCCCAUGCCGUUAAAACCACUGUUGACGUUCAAGCUUUUUACAUUACAGCCCUGGCCUGCUGAGGUAGUAAAACAGAGCUGGUGGAGUGGAAAAGAUGAACUGCUUGAAGGGUCAGACUGGCAAUAUUUUGUAUACUUUAUUAGAGGCCAAAACCAACAAUGCAUCUCCAUAUCUCACUACCUUUGUUCCUGGGUAAGUAAAUCUUUUUAAUAAAAAAGGCUCAAUAAUUCCCUAAAACAUCUGGGCACUGCUCGUUUUAGCAUUUGUCAACUAACAGCAACAGCAACAGUCUGUGGGGGAUGUUCUAACUGAGCAUGUGUUGCGCCUGUGAGUAUUUACAGCAGCAGGAUGUAUGGAAGUGGAAACAUCUCAAAAUAAACUACAGUGCCUAACUUCAUCAUAAUGAAGGAACAUGUCAACAGUACAACAGCGUGUGGUACAACAAUGGGUUUCACAGCUAUAUCAGGUUUGUUAGUAGGACUGAUUCAUUGUUGGUUUUGGUCUUUUCAUGUGUUAUAAAUAUAACCAGACUUAUCCUUUAAAGUUCUCUGGAUCACUGCAAAAAUGUAAGUCAAAUGUCCAUCGCCAGGAUAUUUUGUUUUCAGGUGAAUAAAUUCAGCCUACUAUACAUGUAAUACUGUUAUUUAGGGAUGCAGAUGGCUUUGGGAUCAGGCAUUAGUGUGUCUAUGGGUGGGGGGGUGGGGGGGAGCAGUGGGGAUACUGUGCAUGUAAAUAACCAGCCAAUGAUUGUUUUGUUGGUUCCAUUUAGAAAAAAACGGUGGGUUGCAUUAGGGGGUGGGGUUGGGCUGGGCGAGAAGGGGUACACAUCAAGGUUUUUCUUCAUACCUGUUUCUCUAGUUCUCUCUUUUACGGAUAUCCUCAUGCUGCCAUCUUCUAUCCUAUCGGCAGCUAAUUCUCCCUGUCAUCUUAAUCGGUAACUUUCUCUGCAGCUCGUUCGCUCGUCUCCACAGGAGCACGGUGAUAAAGGAAGAGGAAAAUAUGUCAUGAACACACACAGUGACAUGCUCCGAGAAGUUUUUGUGGAAGUAAUUGGUGACAGCGAGAGGGAAAGAGGGAGACAGGUAUGAGGUGAAGACCUUAUUGGGUGUAAGGUGAAGUUUGAAAUAAUAAAAAUACACUUUCUACAUUAAA